AACCCGGGGACCUGCUGCCGCCGCGUGCCCCUGUGGGGCCCCCUGCGAACGGCGCCUUCCCUCGCCCCCUGCCCACGGGCGGCGCGGUGGAGCUGGGUGCAGACCUGGCCCGCCCCUGGAGCGGCACAGCCAGUUAAGGGGACACCAUGACUGGGGAAGAUUUGCUCAAAGACACUACCAGCGUCAAGCCGGAACUGGUCUUACAGCACUGUUUUAAACAAUACAGACUCAGAGAUUUGUAUCCAAAGUUUUUCUUUAAAGUGAAACCAAGUACAUUUGGGCCACCCAAAUCCAGACGACGCAUUAUUAUCGCACCUCUGAUGGUAAAACCAGCUUCUGCUGGUUCAAAACCCAUUCAGACCACUGCCAUCGAUGAAAAGGAGGAAGCCAUUGCCUGGCAAGUACACGCUGAAGUAGAAAGCUGUCCCCGCACGCCAGAAGAACCUUCAGAGGCAGAUGAUCUACCAAAGCUGGAAGCUUGGAUAAUGGAAAGGAGAAAGCUACGGUCUCAAUUGGAUAGCCUUGUGGAUGUUGAAAAAUGUCUACGUCAAAAACUUUGUACCACUGAGCAAGAAGAUAGAGUCCUGGAAAACUUACAAGACUGCAGAGCAGUGAGGAAGGCUAAAAGGCAGUUAGCUGCGACCAGAAAUCUUGAAGCCAAAGUCCCUAUCAGCGACAAUGACCUUGAAGACGUGAUCAUCUUCCUUAAUUCUUCAAAACGUGGGAAUUUUAUAACCAGUGACGAUCUGGUUGAAUGUCAAAAUGUAUGGCUGGACACAAUGAGAGAUCAGACGAAACAACCUGGGGAGGCAAAAACUGCAUGUCCCCGACUUCACACCCAAAAAGCUCUUUCUAAAACUGUUAGUCGUCCAGCAUCUGCUGCUGGCAAAACCAAAGAGACACAGCCACUUGCUCCUAGUGAACCUGGAGCAAAAUUAACACUGUUAGAAGUUCCUCUUAUCCACACCAAGCCAAAUCAGAGACUUCUAAGCUAUGAGGAAAUGGAGGAGAUUGGGAAGAGAUGCAGAGAGAGGAAACGAUGGGAGAAGGCGAAGGUCGACCCAAUACAAUGGCUGGAAUGCUGUCGGCUGGUGAGAUCUGGAAACAAGGCCAUUGAUGAACAUUGCUUGCCAUCUACGAUGGAUAGUGAAAUGGGGGAAAUAAUUGAUCAGCAUCGAAGGACCUGCUACAUGGUCUAUCUGCAGUGUCUCAAAUUAUGCAAAGAAUAUAACAUUCCACUUGCCGAAAAGGUCCUUGAAAAAGCCCUGCUGUACCCAGGAGACAAAAUAAUAAAAGAAGGAGCAUACGUGCAGAAGAUCAGACAGCCGGGGGGUCCCUACACAACAAUGGAUGGGAGUCACCACCAAAGACGACUGCUUUUAAGCAAACAAGGAUUAAGAAAUGCAUUAAAAGGGGAUGCCAAAAAUGGAAUGCAUGGAAAGCGGAAGGCACACAGAGGCAACUGGAUGUCAUUUGAGGAUUACGAACAGUUAACAAGACGUCUGCAUGUGAAGUGGUCCAAUCUGAGCUACAAGUCUCAUGACAAUAACUUCUGGCCAGGUCACCUUCUGGACAAGCUGCGUAUUUAUCUCCCACAGAUAGAGCCUAAUCAGGAGCAUGCCCUGUUCAGCUAUGUUCGUCCAACACCACCUGUCUAUCCUGGCAUCUACAACCCACACCGCAGCUGGCCAAUCAGUGACCAGGGAUACGUGACCUAUGGAAAUACUGAGACUCAAAAGUAUUGAUGUUGUCUGGGACAGUAAUACUAUGCAUAAUGAAAGCUUUGUGAUCCGCAGUCACCUCCAUGGACUUAGGCCACCAUCAUAAGCAAAAUAAAGCUAUCAAAGCUAUAAAAGUAUGCAUUCCCAAAGUUAUGGGGGACUUGAUAGACAAUGAAAUACAGGGCAGUUCACUUCUAGAUUGGCAAGUUUCUGUUCCUUGUGACUCAUAACACAAGACUUGGGGAUAUUCAAUUAAACUGAAAGGUGGCAAAUUCAAAACUUAUAAUAAUAUUAGACUGUGGAACUUAUCACCACAAGACGUUGUUGAGGCUAAGAAUUUAGUAAGAUUCAAAAAGGGAUGGAGCAUUCAUAAAAACAACAAGAAUAACUAGACUUAUAAUAGUUAAUGCUAAAUAAAAAUUCUGGGAGAGAUAUUAACCUCAUGCUUCAAGACAAAAAACAAAUUCUAACUAUUAAGGAUCAGGAUAAAACCUAAUUUGGGGGUCAGAUUAUUCCACAUCCAUCUACUGUAGAGUUUCUUGCACUUUCCACUGAAGCAUCUGGUAGUAGCCACUGUCCAAGACAGGAUAUUACACUCAGAUCUGAUUGAAUCUGGCAAUUCCUCUGUUCUUGUGAUUCAAAUCCAGCUCUUUGGUGACCCAUGUAAAAUGCACUUGGCAAGUCUCAGUCUAGUUUCCACCAGCAGAUAGGUCCAAGUCAUAAAAAAUGCCAUCACAACUAGCCCCACUUAUUGGCAGCCUUGAGAUGGAAGAGUGAGUGGACCACGAUGGUGACUAAACUAACCUGUCACACCCGUAGAGGUCAGGGUCAAGGCACAUGGGUGUGGAAGGGCAGGAGAAACUUGCCUUCCUGCUGCCCACUCUGUACCUGUGCAGAAGGAUUUCGGUUUCCAUGAUAAAAAUGUCUCGAUGGACCAACACUUGAAACCUGCUAAUUCUCACACAGCUUGAGGACACUAGACUAUGAGAGAAGGAACACUGGUUGUUGGGACACUGGUCUUAUCCCGGCCCCUUUGAGAGCAGGAUGGGAUCUUUAACUGCCACCUGCUCAGCCAGAGAUAGGGGUAGUGACCCCAAUUUAAUUUAACAGGCUGAUGAAAGAUUUAAAUAUAAAUAUAGAUAUAAAUAAAUAAAUGUGCCUUUCUUCUUCCCUUGCUCACCCUGCCUCUGCAACAACAACAGGAAAAAAAAAAAAAAGCAAAUCCCAUAGGGAAGGAAAGUUUAUUUUAAAACAUUUUUCAACAGCAGGUUCUGACGCAGAGUUUUCACACUAUAUGGAAUGCAUGUUUUAGCAAUUCAUUUUGAGCUGUAUCUUAUUUCUUCAAAACACCGUACAUGUAGCAGCCAAAUGGAAUUUAUGGAGAUCUCUCAGUAACAUGGAUUAUGGUUAUUUAGCUAUGCUGUAUAAAAUUUAACCAGACAGUUCCAGGGAUAAAGAUCUUUCCUUGAAAAUAUUUAUGAACAGGCUAGUUAGUAAAUAGAAAAAAACUUUAGAACACUGAAUGUUAUGCACCUCACAGUACUGUGAAUAGCUGGUGUCAAUCAGAAAAGUGUAGUUACAAAAAUGCCUCAAAAAUAAAGAUCAAGGUUGUUUUUU
Messenger RNA from Dermochelys coriacea (leatherback sea turtle), 3338 nucleotides. RefSeq names its product EF-hand calcium binding domain 12 (gene EFCAB12). The transcript is spliced from 8 exons. Lineage: Eukaryota; Metazoa; Chordata; Testudines; Dermochelyidae. The record is from RefSeq and is a predicted model, not a curated record. The coding region runs from base 147 to 1745 and encodes 532 amino acids.